AUGACUAUCUCAACCCCGUACCCCGAGUCCAAAGAAGCAGACCUCGAACAGACCGUUGUCGAGUUCCCCAGUGGAUCAGGACUUGAGAAUGACAGGGAGGCCCUUCUCGCAUCCUUCACCGCCGAGGAGGACCGCAAGGUCAUGCGAAAAGUCGACAAACGAUUCCUCCUCUUGAUCGGACUCAUGUACAUGCUCAAGAAUGUUGAUUACACCAACGCUGCAACCGUCAAAGUCCUCCAGGUUGGGGAAGACCGCAAUAUCCUAAAGGAGCUGAAUAUGACAGCGGACGAAUAUAACUGGGUCCAGUCUAUCUACUUUAUCAGCUACAUCGUCUUCGAGGUCCCCAGCAAUCUCCUGUUGAAGAAAAUGACGCCACGGAAAUGGCAAUCUCGGAUCAUUGCAACCUGGGGCCUGGUGUUGGCCUGUCAUGCUGCCGUUCAAAACAAACAAGGCAUCUACGCAGCUCGCUUCUUCUUAGGGAUGAUGGAAGCUGGUCUUUUUCCUGGUCUAGCCGCUCAACUUUGCAGCUGGUACCGCAGCGAUGAGAUGGGUAAACCGAUCAUGUGGAUGUUUGGCUUUCAAAACUGCGCUGGAAUCGUUGGAUCCCUGAUCGCAUAUGGCAUUUCUUACAUGAAUGGCCUAAGCGGCUUGAGCGCUUGGCGGUGGGUUUAUCUUCUGGAAGGACUGUUUACCAUUCUCUUCGCCGGGGUUGUAUACGCGGUACUCCCGGACUACCCCAAGUCCAAGCGGUCAUCGAAAUGGCUCACACCACGAGAACAAGCAUACCUCGAGGCGCGACUCACGGACAAUGCUCCUCGCACCCACGAUCCGGCAUUCAGCAAGAAGGAAGUGUGGGCGUCUCUGAAAGACCCGCGAACCUAUGCCUUUUGCCUGUCCCAGAUCCUCAUGAACCUCGGCGGAUACGGCCUACAAUGGCAAUUGCCCACCGUCACGACCAGUCUAGGCUUCGCCGGCCUGCCCAGGAACCAACUGCUCAACAUCCCCCCAGCCGCGGCGACGGUCUUGUCCAUCAUCUUCGCCGGGUGGUUUCUGAGUAAAGCAUACAUGACGCGGCCGCAGUUCAUCAUGAUCAUCUGUGCGGGCGCCCUGGCGUUUUUCCUCGUGCUGUGCUUCAAUGUGAGCCGGUACGCGACGUACAUUGCAUGCAUAUUCGGGACCACAUUCUACUCGGUCUACUUUAUCCCAUUCUGGGCAUGGCGGUCCGCCAGUCUGACAGGCACGACGGGCACGGCCUUCACGCUCGCGUUCCAGUCCUGCAUCGGCCAGGUCGGCGGCGUGGUGGGCCCGCAGCUGUUCCAGUCCCGCUUCGCGCACAACGGGUACAAGACGUCGUUUGGCGUGUGCGCCGGCGCCAUCGGCGCCAGCUGGAUCGCCAACGUGUGGACCUGGUACCUCACGCACGAGAACGAAGAGGACGUCAAGCGCGUCCGCCGCCUGAGGAUCAAGGCCAACAGGGACGGCGGCGUCUGGGCCGGCGAGGACGUCAAGUACAACACCGACAACAUCGACAGGGCUUGA
Fonsecaea nubica is the source of this 1539-nucleotide messenger RNA. RefSeq lists its product as hypothetical. Gene Ontology annotation, molecular function: transmembrane transporter activity. Lineage: Eukaryota; Fungi; Ascomycota; Eurotiomycetes; Chaetothyriales; Herpotrichiellaceae. Gene Ontology annotation, biological process: transmembrane transport. Gene Ontology annotation, cellular component: membrane. The transcript has 5 exons. The record is from RefSeq and is a predicted model, not a curated record. Bases 1 to 1539 code for a protein of 512 amino acids.